AUGGCGCGCCGAUCUGGGAGAGCGGCCGUGCUCCUCGGCCUUGGCACCGCCUUCGUGGCCCCAUGUGAAUUGCCAAGGCAGGGAGCCUUGCCUGAGCUGGGCCAGAUUGCUCUGGCCCAAUCUGCGCCACAGAACCUGACGCCCCUCGAGAAGUUCGGCCCAGACCCUUUCUUCUACACCUACAUUAUCGUGUCUAUUCUUGUGGUGCUGGUCUCCCUGUACCUCAUCACGAAGCCGUACUGGGAACAGCGAUGGUUGAUCGAGCGCAUCAACUCGCAGAAGCUCAAGUUCAUCACCAACGAGUCCGAGGUCACCCCGCGAGAGCAGUUCGAGCUGGGCCGCAUGACGUACAAUGCUCUGAAGGACUUUCCCAGUGCGCUGGCUGAGUUCGAAGAGGUGGAAGACGAUUUUGACGAGAUCCGAUCAGUGCUAGAUCCGGAGGACGCCAUGGGCGCCUUGGCCGCCCGGGCGCAGCUGCACAACAGCAAAGGCUUUGCUUUGAUGAAGCUGGAGCCGCCCCGCACGGCGCAAGCACGGCGCGAGUUUGUGCGGGCCGUGACGUACUGGCCGGAGUAUCCCGAGGCGCUUCUUAACAUUGGCAGAGAGCUGAUCAAGCGGAAGCGCUUCGAUGUGGCUGUUCGAACUCUGAACACGGCGCUGAAGUGGCAGCCAGGGAACGACGACAUCCAACAGUUCGCAGAGCAGGCGCGGAUGCCUGGCGUUGUGGCCCAUAGUUCCAUGCGCAAGCUUGAGCAAUGCCAAUAUGAGCGGAUUGAUGAGAAGCCGCUGAUUGCGCACAGGUGGAGAUGCAUCGGAGCAAGCGUAGCUGCGCUCGCACUUCUAAUUGCUCUGACAUGCUGGGCGGAAGCAGGCACAAGAAAACCAAGCCUGCGAGCAGCAACCGAAGUUCUGUUUGAGAAAGAUGAAGUCAUUGCCUCGAAUGAAGUCAUUGACUGCCAGCUUUCUGCUGAAGACCGCUUUUCCAAGGCAUUGUUCCUCAGCAGCUCGAUGCUGAAGUCGCAACAGAAGAAGCUUGAAGAGAUGAUGAGGAAGCUGCCCGCGGAUCCUGCCAGCCUCAAGGUCUUGCUGCUGGAAGACGCUGGCUUCCUGAAGAGCUCCUUUUGGAACAACUCCUCGGAGAACUUUCACCAGCCAACAGGCCUCAACUAUGAGAAGAUGAGGAGCCGAUCAGGCUUCAGAACCAACGCGACGCUGGUGCAAGAGUGGACUAGGGGCUUCAAGGGGUUGGACGGUGGCUGGUCGUAUGACAACACCGUGGUUGGACUUGGAGAGAUGUUCAAGAGGGAAGCUUUCACCCACGUUUCGAUCUUUGACCUCUGUGCGAACCAUGACCAAACCAAGGCUUUAUUUCAGCUCCAAUCACAGGACGUCUUGCCCUCCACACCCAUGGGUCCCGUGGAUGAUGCCAAUCCGUGCAUUGAGCAGUUUAAAGCUAUGCUGAACGAGGCUAGCGUGAUCUUCUUCAACGGCGGAAACCCAGACAUGAUCGGCUUUGCCUUGAUGGAAUUCGCGCCCCAGCUGGGCAAGAUGAUUGCGCAUCGUGUGCGUGCUGGAAACCUGAUCUACGUGGGCGGGAGUGCAGGGUCAAUGGCUGCUUCGCGAGACUUUGCCUACACCUAUGAGCCCAAUCCACUGUUAGCACAGGUUUUACUCCGCGACACAUCUGGCCUGUCCCUGGCGGGCCAAUGUGCUAUACGACCCCACUACGGGAAUCUGGUUUGGAACAUCCCUGCCAGGGUGCUUGCGGAAGCAAAGAGGCAAACGGUGGUUUUGCUGAAGAAUGGAGAUGGGUUGGCAUGUGAUGAAGGGCAAUGCAGCAUGGUUGGGCUGACAUCCCGGGAAGGACCCGAUAUUUUCGACUUGCCCACCGAACACUUGCCGCGAAUCUUCAAGGCCUAUCAACUCGCCUAUAAGGCUUAUACGCCUCCAAGGCCAAAUCUUGUUCGAGUUGGGAGACCCUCGGCCCCUCAGUGUCAUGCAAAUCCCCGGUCACUGGUGAUGUUGGCGAGCUCCGGGCUGGAAGACGACUCCAAGGAAGCCUUCAGGGAAAUGAUGCGGAUGCCAGGCAAGCCGCCGAAGGUCCUGUCCCUGGAAGACGGGGCCUGGCUCAUGAGGGCGUUCUGGGAUGCUUCCAGCCCAGACUUUGCUCGUCCAGAGGCGCUGAACUACGGCAAAGCAGGCAUCCGGACCAGCGUCGAGCUGGUGAGAGAGGCCACCGAUGGCUUCGCCGGCUUGGACGCUGGAUGGAUCCGCAGCGACGAGUUGCGAGAUCUCGUUGGCAGUGACAUCAUGCAUGUAUCGGCUUUUGAUUCGUGUGCAACUCAAGAGCAGAAGAAGGCGCUGCUGCGUUUGCAAGCACAGGGCAUCGCGCCUCAGGCGUUGAACGGCUCGGUGCCGAAGGGCCAUGAGUGCCUCCAAACGCUCAUGCGCCAGCUGGCGGAGGCCAGCGUGGUGGUGCUCAACGGCGGCAACCCCGACCUUCUGGGAUAUGUCUACAAGGUGUUCGUGCCCGACUUGACUCGGCAGAUUCAGCGACGUGUAGAGGAGGGCUCAUUGGUUUUCCUGGGCACGGGCGCCGGUGCCAUGGUCGCCGGCGAGAACUUCGCGCUGACCACCGUGGCCAAGGUCCCGCUCCUCUCCAGGCUGCUCAAUGGUGAUAUGCAAGGCCUAGGUCUGUCCGGACGUUGUGCAGUUCGCCCUGGCUGGAACGAUACAAACAGGUUGUGGGAUAUUUCAACUAGCCUGCUGUCCAACGCCCUGGAUGUGGACUUUGUGGGGUUGCGAGACGGCGAUGCUCUCGUUUGCUCCAAGGGCAGCUGCGAGAUCCGAGGACGCACACGACAAAGGGGUGCAGCUACCUUGGAUGGUCCUGAUUCAGCCGGCUCUCACCGUGGACGACUAGAUGAUGUGAUGGCCGCUGCCUUUCACUGAUGGAAAUGUACAUGAAGCGCAUGGAGUAAGCAGUCCAAUGUGACUUGCUUUUCUCACUUGCUCCUUGCUCCAUUUCAGUAGAUGUAUGUGUAACAUGCUAUUGUGUAAAGUUGUAGAGUUGAGGACUUUUAGUCAUGUGUUUUGUGUCGGUCCUCCGAACAGCGGAGCCUGACUCUUCGCUUGCAACUGA
Molecule: messenger RNA, 3142 nt
Organism: Effrenium voratum
Lineage: Eukaryota; Dinophyceae; Suessiales; Symbiodiniaceae
Source: the annotation of a GenBank genome assembly